Messenger RNA from Myripristis murdjan (pinecone soldierfish), 3428 nucleotides. It is a transcript of the gene mpp2b, whose product is annotated as MAGUK p55 scaffold protein 2b. The transcript has 13 exons. Bases 262 to 1905 code for a protein of 547 amino acids. Gene Ontology annotation, molecular function: protein binding. Lineage: Eukaryota; Metazoa; Chordata; Actinopteri; Holocentriformes; Holocentridae. The record is from RefSeq and is a predicted model, not a curated record.
AAGUGUACGUGAGUUAUUUUAGGUGAGGUCUAGUUAAAGAUAGCAGUUUGUGUGGGCUGCUGUAGCCUUUAGUGUUGUCAAAGUGUCUGCAUAGCCUCAACAAGACCUGCUUGGCUCCACAACUGCGUGUCGACCGGUGAAGACAACAUCGUGUCCAGAGCUCCUGCUGCAUCUCACGCCGAGGAAACAGCGGGAUAAAGGUGACCGGGCAGUUAACCUAAAAAGUUUUGCGGCGGAUACCGGGAGGAGCCUUUUUCCAAAAUGCCAGUGGCAACAGCCAGCUCUGACUCUGCCAUGCAUCAGGUCCUGGACACACUGAGCGACAGCACCAGCUCCACAACUGCCAAUGACCUUGACCUCAUCUUCCUUAAAGGCAUCAUGGAGAGCCCAGUGGCCCAUGAGCGCUUUGAGGAGCCCAAGCUAGAGGCUGUGAGAGAGAACAACGUGGAGCUGGUCCAGGACAUCCUCAAGGAACUCGACCCGCUCACACAAAGGAGCCAGGUAGCCGAUGAGUUGGUCCGCAUCCUGAGGGAGCCCCACUUCCAGUCCCUCAUGGAGACCCAUGAUUCGGUGGCGUCCAAAAGCUAUGAGACCCCUCCUCCGAGCCCCUGUUCCUUCAUGGAUGCUGCCCUCAACAACCAGCCGGUGCCACCUGAUGCAGUGAGGAUGGUGGGCAUCCGUAAAGUGUCUGGAGAGCACCUGGGAGUAACAUUUCGUGUGGAGAGCGGCGAGCUGGUGAUCGCCAGAAUCCUCCAUGGCGGCAUGAUCGACCAGCAGGGUCUGCUGCACGUUGGUGACAUCAUCAAGGAGGUGAAUGGCAAGGAGGUGGGCAAUGACCCCAAAGUGCUGCAGGAGAUGCUGAAGGAGGCCAGCGGCAGCGUCGUGCUGAAGAUCUUGCCCAGCUACCAGGAGCCACACACACCACGGCAGGCCUUUGUGAAGUGUCACUUUGACUAUGACCCCUCCCAUGACAACCUGAUUCCCUGCAAGGAAGCCGGGCUGAGCUUCAGCAGUGGAGACAUUCUGCAGAUCUUCAACCAGGAGGACCUCAACUGGUGGCAGGCCUGUCACCUAGAAGGAGGCAGCGCAGGCCUUAUUCCAAGCCAGCUCCUGGAGGAGAAGAGGAAAGCUUUUGUGAAGAGGGAUCUGGAGCUUGCGACUGCAGGUCCUCUGUGCGCUGGGAUGGGCGGCAAGAAGAAAAAAAAGAUGAUGUAUCUGACCACCAAAAAUGCAGAAUUUGAUCGCCAUGAGUUACGGAUCUAUGAGGAGGUGGCCAAGGUCCCGCCCUUCAGGAGGAAGACACUUGUUCUGAUUGGUGCGCAGGGGGUCGGCCGUCGCAGUCUGAAGAACAAGCUGUUGGUGUCCGACCCCCAGCGGUACGGGACCACCAUCCCCUUCACAUCUAGAAAACCGAAGGUGGAUGAGAGGGAUGGGCAGAUGUACUCGUUCAUGACCCGUAACGAAAUGGAGUGUGACAUCAAAAAUGGGCGUUUCCUGGAGCACGGCGAGUACGAUGGGAACCUGUAUGGCACCAAGAUCAACUCCAUCCACGAGGUGAUAGAAACAGGGAAGAUUUGCAUCCUGGACGUCAACCCACAGGCUCUCAAAAUCUUGCGGACGUCCGAGUUCCUGCCCUACGUAGUGUUCAUCGAGGCCCCGGAUUUUGAGGUUCUCAAAGCCAUGAAUAGGUCAGCAAUUGAAUCGGGAGUUGUCACAAAACAGUUAACGGACUCUGAGCUGAAGAGGACGGUGGACGAGAGCGAGCGGAUCCAGAGGGCCUACGGACAUUAUUUUGACCUCUGCAUCAUCAACGACGGCCUGGAGGCGGCCUUCCGAAGCCUACGGGUGGCGCUAGAGAAACUGACGACAGAGCAGCAGUGGGUGCCUGUCAGCUGGGUCUUUUAAAAGUCACCGAGAGCUCAGCAGGAAAAGGCCAGGAGCUCGAGGUCAAAGGUCGGAGGACGAUUUGGUGGAGUUGACGCAGCUGAAGAGGGGCUGCGUCCUUGCAUUUGUAAAUGGUGAAGGGACAAGCGUCACGACUUAGUGCAAACGACCAGCCGCAUGUAGAGCUUUUUUUGUACAAAUUUAGAAUUCCUCUAUUGACCCUAAUGUCAAGUUGUAUUUUAUUUGUAUGAAUCGGGAUAAUUCUAUUGAUAUUUGUUGAGAAGGAUUUAGAGUUGAUUAUGAGGUAUAGUGCAAUAGUGUGAGUGAGUGUGUGUGUGUUAUCAUUAACGUGGAUUUAGGCUUACAGUAUAUGUUUUGCAGAUACAGUACAGUGCUCUGUUGAAGGUCUUUGUUGAAGGAAAUUGUUGAACUUUUUAGCCUUCCCAAAUAUUAAAUACUUUAUGUAGUGUAAUGUUUACAUUGGAUUGGUAGUUUAAGGACAGAUUGGUUAAGGAAAGUUACCAAAUGUCAUAUUUGUAUUGAAUUCAAUAUAUUUUGCCAUUUGAUCGAAUGGUAUGAUUGUAUAUGUUUUGAAAAUGUGCUUUUUCUUGUAUGUAUCCAUUGAUCACAAAAAUGAGCAGCAAUAGAUAAUUGAAAACAAUACAUGCACAUGCAAUACAACUACACACAUACACACACAAACACAAAGAUGUGCGCAAAAAAUGGAAUACACACAUAUACUUAACCGGGAUAAAUGGAAAACGCCCCUUUGUUGAGUUAAUUUCACUGCAUAUUUUGUCUCAUUUUGAGAACGGUAUUUAUUAUUCAUUGUUGUCAUAUCCUGUAUUCUCUGGUCUAUUUGGCAACAUUUCUGGUAAGUCUGAAAAUGCUGUUUGAUAGCCAGAGGAUCAAAUGAGUGGAUCACAGUGUCUGGCUACUGUUGAUAUUUUGUCAUAUUAGUAGCACAGACACUGCUUAAAGAGAAGAACUGCUGAGCCCAUGGAAAACAAUUCAAAGAAAAGUAGCCAACGAGAUGCACGUACUGUAUAAUGAAGGCUGACAGUGCUCCUUAACAGCAUAACACAAGUUUGUGUUUUACAAGUCACUGUAACAUGAAAUAUGUUACCCUUCAACACUGUAGAAUGGACAAAUGAUGGAAAUAGUCACAUUUUUUGUUAUUUUUGAUGUAUAAAUAGUAAAAUAUUUAGUAGUGGCUUCUAAUUCAUAAUUACGUUUGCCUUAACAUGGUUUAAUAGCCAAGGAGACACUAUAUUUUUUCAUCAUGGAACAUUUCACUACUAUCACUGUACAUGUUCCUUAUUAAAAAAAUAAAAAGAAAAAGAAUACUGACAAUUGAUUUGGAUAUUUAUUUUAUUUUCUCUCAAACCUGUAAAUAUUGUAUUGUAACAAAGAGUAUACUAUAACAUAGAGAAACACUUGGUGCUUUGAUGAUUCUGCCAGUGUGUAGAUGUAGUUGAUCAACUACAGAGCACUGUAAUUUUGAUGUUCAUAUAAAAAUGUAUUAAAAAAGAAAAUGUUUAGAA